Messenger RNA from Entamoeba invadens IP1, 885 nucleotides. RefSeq lists its product as hypothetical. Lineage: Eukaryota; Evosea; Mastigamoebida; Endamoebidae. Gene Ontology annotation, molecular function: calcium ion binding. The record is from RefSeq and is a predicted model, not a curated record. The transcript has a single exon. Bases 1 to 885 code for a protein of 294 amino acids.
AUGGCUUAUUUCUCUCCAUUUGCUCCACAAGCUCAAAAACAAGAUGGAGGAGCGGGUACAAUGACUGUUAAAAUCACUGUUGUUAGAGGAACUAAGCUCCCCAAGAAAGAUCUGCUCUCAUCAGAUCCAUACGUGAUUGUUUCUAUUGGUCCUGAUUCACAGAGAACUAAGACUGUAAUGAAGAAUCUAAACCCCGUCUUUAACGAAACAUUCACAUUUAAUAAUGUCUAUCCAGGAACCACUGCAGAGUUUCAAGUAAUGGACUUCGACAAAAAGAGCAAAGAUGAUCCAAUGGGAAAUGCCAGUGUCAUUCUUAAUCCACAAAGCGGUCCUCAGAAUUGCGAACUCUUGUUAAGCACAAAAGGUUCUUUGACGGUGACUUACACCGCUGAGCUUAACCAAACACAACAAAAACAAACCCCUCAACAACAAUCACAAUACCCACCUCAACAAACCCAAGGACAGUAUCCUCCACAACAACAAUAUCAGCAAUACCCUCCUCAAGGUCAACAACAAAAAUAUCCACAACAACCAGGACAAUAUCCCCCUCAACAAUACCAACAAUAUCCUCCUCAAGGCCAGUACCCCCCACAACAAGGCGCUUACCAACAACAAACAUAUCCACCUCAAGGACAAUAUAAUCAACCGGGAUAUCCACCUCAACAGUACGGACAACAACCACAAGGUGCUUACCCACCUCAAGGGUAUCCUCCUCAACAAUAUCAAAUGCAACCCGGGCAAUCUGCUCCUCAACAGGGAGCUUAUCCUCCUCAACAACCAGGUCAAUACCAACAACAAUAUCCAGGCGCUCAACAACCACAGCAACAAUACGGACAGUACCCACAACCAGGCUACCCACCCCAACAAUAUCCACCUAAAAAAUAA